Molecule: messenger RNA, 1140 nt
Organism: Micromonas pusilla CCMP1545
Lineage: Eukaryota; Viridiplantae; Chlorophyta; Mamiellophyceae; Mamiellales; Mamiellaceae
Exons: 2
Coding region: 22-1140 (372 amino acids)
Cellular component (GO): endoplasmic reticulum
Molecular function (GO): adenyl-nucleotide exchange factor activity
Source: RefSeq, a predicted model, not a curated record
UCGCGAACGGGGCACGCCGCGAUGGCGGAUCGACCGACGCCGCAGCCGGAUAAGAACUGGAACGCGAUCCUCAAGUGGUCGCUCGCGCAGACGGACGAGAACGCGGGCGCGGAGCCCGCGAGGCAGAUCUCGGAGGAGGAGAAAAAAUGGUUCACGGAGGCGGUCGCGUCCGGGGUCGUCGACGAGAUCAAACGAAUGAAGGACAUCACCGCGGUGCUCUCCACGCGCGCGAGGGAAGUCAUAGACGCCGAGGAGCUCGACGCGCGGUGCGAACUCUUGGAGGAGCUCAUCGACAGAGUCGGGAGCAUCGACAACGGCGGAGAUCUGCACACGAUCGGCGGGCUCGCGCCUCUCGUGGAGACGAUGAAGGGAUCGCCGCACGCGAGGCUGCGCGCGGCGAGCGCGGAAGCGCUGGGGGUGACGGUGCAGAACCACGCCAAGGCGCAGGCGGACGCGCUCGCGUGCGGCGCGAUGGCGCCGCUGCUCGCGAUGGCCGCGGGGAAGGACGGCGGCGACGCGCCGUGUUCAGACGCGGACCUGGCGGAGACCGUGGGGGGAGACGAGGAGACCGCGCGAGCGCGCACGCGAGCGUCGUUUCAACUCACGCGCGCGAAAGCGCUGUACGCGCUGUCGUGCCUCCUCCGCGGCUGCGUCGCCGCGCAGAAGGCGUUCGCGCUCGGGGACGGGUUCGCGAUCCUGCGCGCGUGCUUGUUAGUCGACAGCGCGAAGAUCCGCACGAAGGUGCUGCACCUGGCGCGGCAUCUGUGCCAGCUGGACAUGAUCUUCAUGAGAGCGGGCGUGGAGUCCGGGUACGUCCUCGCCGCGGCCGCGGCGUUGAGCGGCAGCCUCCCUCGCGAUUUCGGCGCCGUCGCGGACGUCGCGCUGAGGGAGGACGCGGAGCGAGCGAACGUCGAGCUCGCGCAAGUCCGCGAGGCGGCGUUGCGCUUCAUCGUGGACUGCGCGAAAAAAGUGGACUUUGAAGAGGUGCCCAAGGCGGUGGAUCAUCUCCGCGGGACGCACGUCGAGAACGCGCUGAGGAGCGUCAGAGCCGCGCACGAGGGGAUGAGCGCGGAGGACGCGAGCGCGUGCGCGGACGAGAUCGCCCUGCGCGUGGAGUUGGAGCGGAUGUUGGAGGGGUGA